Molecule: messenger RNA, 330 nt
Organism: Lasiodiplodia theobromae
Lineage: Eukaryota; Fungi; Ascomycota; Dothideomycetes; Botryosphaeriales; Botryosphaeriaceae
Exons: 2
Coding region: 1-330 (109 amino acids)
Source: RefSeq, a predicted model, not a curated record
AUGACUUGUUGCAGCCAGCGCAACGCGAACGUUCCGGAGCAGAAGCAGACGCAGCAGCAGCAGCAGCAGGGCGGUCCAAGCACCGAAGUUGACGAGGCGGUGGCAGCCGUCAAGUCGACCAAGGGCAAGGGCAACAAGGGCAAGGCGCACAAGCUCACCAGCGCCGAGAGGAAGAGGCAGAAGGAGGCCAAGGGGCAAGUGGAGUCGCAGGUGGAGGCUGAAGUGGAAGAUGAGGACGAGGAAGAGAAGACCGAGGGAGAGAUCUCUUGGUCUUCAUCUCCGACUCCAAGUCCGAAGCGUUGCGUUGUUUCUUUUCGGUCUGUGUUCUGA